UAACUUUGGACACAAAUUAGAGGAAGAAAAGAAGUCUGGCCCCUGCACAGGGACACCACAAUGUCCAGUUGCGACUCGCCACCAGAUUACCCCCUCAGCUCAGACUUAGUGAGGCGGUUAAAGUCUGCCCUGGCCACUGGGGACAAGGACACUGUGCAGGAACUGAUCUGCACUGAGGUGAAGCCCGUGGAUGCCGUGAUAGAGCUGGCUAAUGACGACUGGAUGAAGGAGCCCUCAGCUCAGCUGCCCGCAGGCGCCCUGCUAGGCCUCUGGACCCUGGAGUACAAGCGGGAGCUCACCACGCCACUGUGCAUCGCUGCGGCCCACGGCCACGUGUUCUGUGUGCGAUACCUUCUCAGUCGCAGUGCUGAUCCGGAUGCCAGCCCCGGAGGUCGCGGCGCCCUACACGAGGCCUGUCUCGGGGGCCAUACCGCCUGCACCCGGCUGCUACUGCAGCAUGGGGCAGACCCAGACCUGCUCAGCGCGGAGGGCCUGGCACCCCUGCACCUGUGUCGCACACCCGCAUCUCUGGGGUGCGCGCAAGCGCUGCUGGAGCAUGGCGCGACAAUAGAGCUGGAGUGCGGUCCCGGCCGGGACACCCCGCUGCACGUGGCAGCCCAGCACGGCCUGGAUGAGCACGCACAACUCUACCUGGGCAGAGGCGCGCGCGUGGACGCGAGGAACGGCCGCGGCGAGACGGCCUUGAGCGCAGCGUGCGGAGCGGCGACGCGGAGCCCCGACGAACGCGCGCGCUGCCUGCGCCUGUGCGCGCUCCUGCUACGCGGAGGCGCGGCGGCAGACGCGCGCGACGAGGACGAGCGUAGCCCGCUGCACAAGGCCUGCGGCCGCGCGCGCCCCAGCUUGUGCGCGCUCCUGCUGCGGCACGGCGCCGACGCGGGCGCGCUCGACUACGGUGGCGCGUCGCCACUGGCGCGCGCGCUGCAGACGGCCACGUGCGCGCCCCCGGCAGCGCCGCAGAGAAUGGUUCAGGCACUACUCAACCACGGAUCCCCUUCGGUGUGGCCGGACGCCUUCCCCAAGGUGCUGAGGACCUGUGCACAGGUGCCCACUGUCAUUGAAGUUCUGUUCAACUCCUACACUCAGCUCUGUGUUUCUGAGUCCUGGCAGGAGGUGAUCCCUGAAGAAGUAUGCCAGAUGCACGAGCGUUUCUACCGGUCUUUCUUCGCCUUGGCACACACCCCGCGCUGCCUACAGCACCUUUGCCGCUGCACAAUCCGAAAACUCUUAGGCAAGAAGUGCUUUCACCUGGUGCCCCAGCUACCCUUACCCGAGACCCUGCAAAAUUACCUGCUUUUGGAGCCAGAAGGUGUUUUGCAUUGAAGACACAGCCUUGGAGCCCAGGUUCUUCGUGCAUCUUUGUCUUUCUGCAGAGGCCGUAUGGUUGCACAUCCAGCCCCCUCCAUUCCCCAAGUGACCACGGGAGGCACGGACCCACAAGCCUCAAGUUCAUGUUAGAAUGGAGUUGGAAAUAAUAAAAAACCCUCUCUGUUAGUGGAGCUGGGGAUGACUCAGCAGUUAAGAGCAUUGUCUGCAGUUGCAGAGGACCAGGGUUCAAUUCCCAGCACUGACCUCCUUGCUCACAGCCAUCCCUAACUCCAGUUCCAGAGGAUCUAGGGCCCUCUUCUGACCUCCAUAGACACU
This is a messenger RNA of Phodopus roborovskii (desert hamster), 1662 nucleotides long. It is a transcript of the gene Asb18, whose product is annotated as ankyrin repeat and SOCS box containing 18. The transcript has 5 exons. Gene Ontology annotation, cellular component: membrane; axon initial segment; synapse. NCBI's taxonomy places the organism in Eukaryota, Metazoa, Chordata, Mammalia, Rodentia, Cricetidae. The record is from RefSeq and is a predicted model, not a curated record. Bases 61 to 1341 code for a protein of 426 amino acids. Gene Ontology annotation, molecular function: transmembrane transporter binding. Gene Ontology annotation, biological process: intracellular signal transduction; negative regulation of delayed rectifier potassium channel activity; neuronal action potential.